Messenger RNA from Staurois parvus, 648 nucleotides. Lineage: Eukaryota; Metazoa; Chordata; Amphibia; Anura; Ranidae. The record is from the annotation of a GenBank genome assembly.
CGAUGUGACACCUGCCUGAGUACACAAGACUCACCCUGCUUCCACCUGGCAGCCUGGCCCCGCCCCCUCCCCUGUGCAGAAGAAGAGUCAGAGAGGAAGAGGAGCGAUCGAGGGAGAAUGGAGGAGAGAUCCUGCAAUCAGAGGCUGCAACAUGUCAGGGGAUCCCUCUUCAUACUGUUCAUGGUUCCAUUUCUGUGCUCCACCAAGGAGACCACAUCUGUGACCCAACAAUCCCAACGGUACUUGAAUAAUAGAGACUAUGUCACUUUUGAGAACUUUCCAAAGACUCUUGCCAAUGCAAACAUUUCCGUGAAAUAUCUGUGUACCCGGCCUUGCACGGUGCACAUGGAUGUGGUGGCUUCCUCAGAGUUUAGAACUGGGAUUGUAGUAUUUAAAAAGUCUUGGAAUAAUGAGAAACACGUCCAUGAGCUACGGAGCCGCUUGGUGAGCUUGAUGCUUCCCAGUGCCAUGGUGUACAGGAGUGACGGUAUCAUGCAGCACAGCAUUGACAUGUACUACGCCGCACUCCGAGCUUGGGUGGUGCACAGCGACCAUCUACAACGGGACUCCAGACACAAUGAAACUCUUUUCUAUGCAGCAGCAAAGACUUUCAAAGUGAUCAAUAUUAGUCCACCGCAUCAACGUCCU